Molecule: messenger RNA, 845 nt
Organism: Frankliniella occidentalis (western flower thrips)
Lineage: Eukaryota; Metazoa; Arthropoda; Insecta; Thysanoptera; Thripidae
Exons: 4
Coding region: 338-799 (153 amino acids)
Biological process (GO): proteolysis
Molecular function (GO): serine-type endopeptidase activity
Source: RefSeq, a predicted model, not a curated record
UUAAUACAUUUGCUUUUACAGCGUGUACCUGACGGGUUGCGUGUUCUCCUGCUCACAGGCGACGUUUCUGUACGGUGACUCGCCGUACAACCGGCGGCACAGCUGCGCGGGCGCGCUGGUCUCCCCCAACACCGUCCUCACCGCCGCCCGCUGCGCCGCGCUGGGCUGUCUACCCCUAAAGCGCGUGCACCUGGGGGAGCCGGAGCGGUGCGACGGCGUGGGUCUGGCGCACGUGGAGAAGGUCACCGUGCACCCUGAGUACCGUCCGGGACGCGCCUACGCCGACCUUGCCGUCGUGAGGCUGACCAGGUCCUUCGACCUGCGGGACUUUUUACCGAUGUGCCUCAACACGGAGGCAGACGUGCCGAUCCGGGCGGGCCUGCGCGCCACCGGGGCCGCCUGGAACACCGUCGGCACCUGGGAGGAGAUGAUCUUGCAGAAGCCCAACAACACCCUAACCGUGCGCUCCGCCGAGCGCUGCUCCGCCGCCCUCCUGAAGCACGACAGGCUGCGCGGGGCGCUGCCGGAGGGCUACUCACCUUCCCUGCUGUGCGCGGGCGGGCUCUGCGACAACGAGACCUACGCGGGGGACUCGGGCACACCGCUGCUCUCCUUCAAGCACACCCUCCUGGCGCCCCAAGGUCCGUUUGCUGUCGACUACGUCCUCGGUAUCGCCUCCUCGCUGUCGUACUGCACCGUCCGGGACGCUGACGGCUACCUCCUGCCAGACUUGUUCGCCGACGUGAGCCAGCACAUAGACUGGAUCGAGCGCAUAGUCUGGCCUGGCAAAGCUGUCUGAUUCUUUAUAAGCGUAUGAUGAAUAAACUAAAACCAGUAACUAUCAA